UUUAUACGAAGUAUUUUAAUAAUUUUAAACAAAAUGUCAAUGCACGCAACACCGAUACUCUACUUAAACAUGGGUGGUGAAAUGCUGUAUGUUUUACGACAAAGACUGAAAGCUCAAAAGAUCGACGUCGACAAAACUGUGCAAGUAUUAAAUGAUGUAACUGCAGCUUUACUCAAUGUCACAGCACUUUCUUCAGUAUUUAAAAAAGGCCCAGUUAUAGCUGUAGCAUCAUUGCGUCCUACUUUAGAAUGUGCUGCUUUAUCCUCUAUCAUGAGAUUGGAUAAUAGUAGCAUGGACAAAUUAUUUGAUCUAAUGACGAUGAUGGUAAAAUAUCAAUUGAGUGUAGUUACUGGUCCAAGAGAAGUCAUUCUUCUUACAUUAAAUCAUAUAGAUGCAAUGCGUGACAUGGUUAGCAAUACAACUGGACAAGAAUGUGUUGCAUUGGUACAUCAGAUGGUCGUUGAUUUUUAUAGUGAUUUAACUUUUGACGAAGUCUGGAAAACAAGAUAUGAUUGCCUUCAAGAAUUAGAACCAUAUCGUGUAAGGGUUUCUAUUCUUUUGAGACUUGGUUUACAGAAUGAAGAUACUAGUUUUAAUUUAACAUUGCAUAAGUAUAAUGAAAAGUAUGAAGAACAUAGACAUACAUUAGCCAAUCAAAAAAUAAAAGAUGUAGACCUCAAUCAAAAUUGUAGAGGUUCCUUCCAACUUUUUGGCGAUCGCGAAACAUUAUUGGGAAGAAAUAUAUACUCCUCUACAUAUGGAAUGACAGAAAGAUUAAAGCCAAAGCAACAUGAUUCGAACUUCCUAAAAGACUGUGGCACUAAAGCAGAACUUGGAAUGUUAGCUACUCAAUUAGGAACAGAAGAGACUUAUGAAAGACCUUUUACUUUAAAUUUAUUUUCCAAUGAAGAAGAAAAUUCAAAUAAUAAAAAUAAGUGUAAUAUUGAUAAAAAUAACUUUGAAAAGAAAGAAUUAGAAGUUGAGAAAACAAAGAUAAAUGAAGAGUAUAAAAAUAAGCUUGAUAAUGUUUAUGCAGAUUUUCGUGAAAAUGAACAGGAAAAAGUGGCACGCAAUAUGGAUCUACUUGAUUUACUUGAUGAAAUCGAAUAACGUACUAAUUCAUCAUAAUACUAUCUGAAAAAAUAAUUACUUCAUAUUUUUUUUCAGUGCACUUAAUAGAUAGAUAUAUAUACAAUGUAAUUUGCACCUCAUUCAAUGAUGUAAUAUUUUUAUCUCCAUACAAUAUACAUUCGUAUCAAUGAUAUAUUCGUAUCAACGAAAGUAUGUUAAAUGCACAAAUAAUUCUCUAUAAAUCAUUAUAACUAAUUUUUAGUCAUAUCCAAAAUGUAUUUUACUCCAGUUUUGCCACUAAUAUUGAGUGCAUUUGUAAUAGCUUCUUGAUAUUGAGAGAAAGAUACAACUUUGUGUGGUGGAGCUUGUAAUUUUUUAUCCUUAAAGAAAAGUAUUAAUUCAUCAUA
Vespa mandarinia (Asian giant hornet) is the source of this 1478-nucleotide messenger RNA. It is a transcript of the gene OSCP1, whose product is annotated as Organic solute carrier partner 1. The record is from RefSeq and is a predicted model, not a curated record. NCBI's taxonomy places the organism in Eukaryota, Metazoa, Arthropoda, Insecta, Hymenoptera, Vespidae. Gene Ontology annotation, cellular component: plasma membrane; cytoplasm. Gene Ontology annotation, biological process: transport.